Triplophysa rosa is the source of this 3220-nucleotide messenger RNA. It is a transcript of the gene tbx20, whose product is annotated as T-box transcription factor 20. The record is from RefSeq and is a predicted model, not a curated record. Gene Ontology annotation, biological process: heart looping; regulation of transcription by RNA polymerase II; positive regulation of DNA-templated transcription. The transcript is spliced from 8 exons. Lineage: Eukaryota; Metazoa; Chordata; Actinopteri; Cypriniformes; Nemacheilidae. Gene Ontology annotation, cellular component: nucleus. Gene Ontology annotation, molecular function: RNA polymerase II cis-regulatory region sequence-specific DNA binding; DNA-binding transcription factor activity, RNA polymerase II-specific. Bases 256 to 1581 code for a protein of 441 amino acids.
UUGGUCGUGGCUGACUACGACUGAGGGGCUUCUGAAAUUAAGGGGACUGAAAGUGUCCAAUACUUACAAUGAAAAACCAGAAAACUCAGGGGUGACCGGAGCACUGCGCUCACAAUGUCCCAGACGAUUUGGAACUAACAGCCUGUAGCCUUCUAUCCUCCUAGUGUUGACUAAAAAUAACGUCUUGAUUUAAAGCCGUUUCGAGGUCAAAUCUGGACAUUUCUGGUUUUGAGAAUAGAUUUGAGCAUUCGCAUCAUGGAGUACACAUCUUCCCCGAAGCCUCAACUCUCGUCCAGGGCGAACGCUUUCUCCAUAGCCGCACUCAUGUCAAGUGGGAAAUCCAAGGACAAGGAGUCGGAGGAAAAUACGAUCAAGCCGCUGGAACAAUUCGUGGAAAAGUCAUCAUGCAAUCAAAACCUCGGCGACCUUCCUGCCCUGGAAACCCACGGCGAUUUCAACAGCAGCGCGCCUCCGUUAUGCACCGAGCCGCUUAUUCCCACGACACCCGGCGUGCCCAGCGAGGAAAUGGCCAAGAUCUCCUGCACCCUGGAGACUAAAGAACUGUGGGAUAAAUUUCACGAUCUCGGCACAGAAAUGAUUAUCACAAAAUCGGGAAGACGAAUGUUUCCGACUAUUCGUGUAUCAUUUUCCGGAAUGGAUCCGGACGCCAAAUAUAUUGUACUAAUGGACAUCGUUCCUGUGGACAAUAAGAGAUAUCGAUACGCCUAUCACAGAUCAUCUUGGCUUGUUGCUGGAAAGGCAGAUCCACCUUUACCUGCAAGGUUGUACGUGCAUCCAGAUUCGCCAUUUACCGGUGAACAGCUAUUAAAACAAAUGGUUUCUUUCGAAAAGGUCAAACUUACAAACAACGAACUGGACCAGCACGGACACAUCAUCCUCAACUCCAUGCACAAGUAUCAACCUAGAGUUCAUAUCAUCAAGAAGAAAGAUCACACGGCCUCUCUACUUAAUCUUAAAUCUGAAGAGUUUCGAACAUUCGUCUUCACUGAAACUGUUUUCACUGCAGUCACUGCCUACCAGAACCAGCUGAUAACCAAACUGAAGAUUGACAGCAACCCUUUCGCCAAAGGCUUCAGGGACUCCUCAAGACUCACAGAUAUUGAGAGGGAAAGUGUUGAGAGCUUGAUCCACAAGCACUCUUAUGCCCGGUCGCCCAUUCGGACUUACGCUGGUGACGAGGAGCCCUUGGGUGAAGAUGGUCACUCGACACACAGUAGAUGUUCUGCAUUCACUGCUUCGGAUAACCUCUCCCUGAGCUCCUGGGUCACCACCGCGUCUGGUUUUACCGGGUUUCAGCACCCUCAAUCACUGUCUGCCAUCGGAACCAGCACUGCUUCCUUGGCCAGUCCUCUUCCUCACCCCAUCCAGGGCUCUCUAUCCCCUUACAGUCGACUGGGAAUGCCUCUCACCCCUUCCGCCCUGGCCAGCUCCAUGCAGGGCAGCGGGCCUACCUUCCCCUCCUUCCACAUGCCACGGUACCACCACUACUUCCAGCAAGGGCCCUACGCCGCCAUUCAAGGACUGCGUCAUUCCUCUGCAGUCAUGACUCCGUUCGUAUGAUUCCUAUCAAUUACUAAGUCAACCUGAUAAGAUUUCCCUUCUGCUGGCAUGUGAAGACACACGGCACACAAACACACGCAAAACACACGCUUACACGAACUUGUCCUCGUCUUCAAAAUUCAUGAGGAAAAAGCCAGUUCGACACGUGUAAAUAACAUUGAUUGACACAGUAUACCCAACGACCCGGACACGCUGCUUCCCGCAGUCGUACCGGAGAAAAAGAGUAAAUGAGAAAAAGGUCAAGUGGACAUGGAGUUUUCGAGGUGUAAACCAGAAUGUCAAGCAUGAGUUUUUUUUAGCAUAGAUAAGACUCGGAGAUGGAAAAAUUUUCAUUUGCAGACAUGUUUAUGCUACCUUUAAUGAUUCAUCUCAUGCUUUGUCCACCCCCUUUCAUUUUUUAAAAAAUGGAUAUAGAGCUAAAUGAGGGACAACCUCAAGGACAAACACUGGACAUCUGCUGUUUUUCUUUACAUCAAUCACCUCUUAUUGAUAUGAUAUCUGUGGAGCACUCAUUUUUCUCCUACAAAUCAUUGACAAUAGAGGGCGCUGUGAUUCGGGAUGUUUCAGAGCAUCAUUAGAAGGAACAUUUAUCCAUGGUACAAUACAAAAAAUUAUGGGCAGGCCAUUGUUGGGUUUAUCUUUAUGGGCAGAUAAGUAAACCCCUCUUUAAAGUGGGUUUCCAGAUAUUUUGACUAUGCUUGUUUAGUUUGAUAGCACAAACAACUUGUUAUUCUGCUAAACUAAACAUUACGAGAUAAUCUACAAAUGAAAUGAUUUCAUUACAAUCACAACUGCGAACCAUCAACAAGCACUAUGAGGUUACUCAUAGUCACUACCAAAAAAUUAGUUGUAUUAAAUUGAAUGUAUAUCUGCCUAAGACUGCUUGUCAACAGCCAGGAGGAAGUCCACACCUGUAAAUAAUUGGUUAACUUUGGAAUAAUAGGCUUUUCCCCCAAGGGAACUGGGAAAUUAGGUGAUUUGUGGCUAUGGUGAUCCUGUUUGUAUGGCCGACAAUUCGUCAGCAUCCUGUAACCAAAUCACAGAGAAACUUUUUUUGCCAUAAUAGACAGAUGAAGGAACUAGAGUGUGUGUGCGUGUGGUUAUUUGUAUAGGUUAAAAUACAAUAUUGGAAUGUUCACACUAAAACUCAUGAGAUUUAUUUUAUUUGAUUAUUUUUAUUACAAUUAAACAACAAUUCAAGCAGUGUCAAUGUGCAAAUAAUUACAGUCAAAUUUUGCUUUUCAGGGUUCAGAUUCAAUUUACAUAUGAAAUGUGAUGUUAUGAGCCACUGAGAUGAAACCAAAAUACAUUUGCUUUCUUCAAUUAACAUAUUUUGAAGACCCUCUCACUUCUUCAAAUAUAAAUCAUGCAUUUCAUGACCCACCAUUUCAAGUCUUUGAUUUGUUAUGAAUGGACUAUACCAACAGUUAUGUAAUUGCAAUGUAUUAGCAAAUGUUUUCUUUCUUCUUUUUCUGUUUGUGUGUAUUUUAAAUGCAACCUUCCUGUAAGGAGACAUCUAACAAUGUUUUGAUGACUUUUUUAAGUGCAAUAUAUUUAUUUCAGCUCUAUGAAAAAGAUAUGGCUAAUGUAAUAUUUGAAGCAAUGAUAGAUGUUAUUUGUAAACCAGAAGAAAUAUAUA